This is a messenger RNA of Rhinolophus ferrumequinum (greater horseshoe bat), 5121 nucleotides long. It is a transcript of the gene ZC2HC1C, whose product is annotated as zinc finger C2HC-type containing 1C. The record is from RefSeq and is a predicted model, not a curated record. Bases 134 to 1726 code for a protein of 530 amino acids. Lineage: Eukaryota; Metazoa; Chordata; Mammalia; Chiroptera; Rhinolophidae. The transcript has 3 exons.
GAAUAACAGGGGCCAGCUGAGAGCGCCUGCGCGGCGGUCGGUUGGUAGGGUUCUGGUCCGGAAAACUAAGUCUUGGGGUUGCCCCUGAGCAGGAGUUGUCCUGGAGAGCCUCAGGCUUCAGUCCAGGCCCUGAAUGGCUGGUCUCCAGUUGGCUCCACCUCUGCCUGUGGGCGUUAUGCUCCCAUAUAAUAAGGCAGAUGCCCCAGGGAACCAUUCCGCUAAGCAAGACCACUAUGAAAAAGAUGGCUCUUCCCAGCGCUCCUCGAUGGGGCACCUGAGGAACAAUUCCCAGCAGAAGCUUUUGAGCAACAAUGAGCUGGCGCUGGAUAAUCUGUACACUCACUCCAAAUGGAACGCCUGCACCAAAGCCCAGAGCUACUACCAUCCCCACUGUGCUGGAAUCAGCCAGCAGGAUCCCAGAAACAAUCUCUGGGGCCAAGCAAAGGGUUUGUUUCACUCAUCAAGCUCUCAAUCCCAGUACCCCAAAGCACAUAACCAGGAAUUCAUCCCCUUUACAAAGAAACGAAUUGGAGUGGACCGGGCAUACCCACUGAAACCCGUAUUCCAUCGGAAGUCUUGUAGUACACGUGAGACUGGCACUGAUGGGGACCAGAAUGUCUCUCCCAGACCCCCUGAGCCAAGAGAGUUUUCAUACAGCAGCUUGGGUUCAAGGAACUGGGUGAGUUCAUCUGUGGUUGGUACUGUUGCUGCCACGCAGGAGAAGAGGGCCAUGCCAAACCGCCAUGGGACUGAAUGGACACAGAUCCAAAGACUAGAAGCUGCUGGAGAAAGUUUAGAGGAGGAAAUCCGAAGAAAAGAGAGCCUCCUAAGGGAAAAGCUGAAGAAGACAGAGGAGGAACUCAGAAGGAUCCAUAAAGAAAAGGAACAGGCUGAGGAAAAGGCAAAAAGAGAGCCACAGAGAAUGACAUUUCCCAGGAGGAGAAGUAAAGGUAAUAGCAACACUGUGUACAAACCUAUCUUCUCCCCAGAAAACAGGUCUAAGGAGGUCUUCGGUCGAGACAGGCAAGAGGAUGAAACUUGGGGACGGUCUCAAGAAAAUUCUAGUCCAUUCCAUUUUUCUGAUUAUGGAAUACAGAAGCUCAGAAGGGAAAGACUAAUGGCAAGCAAUAACAAAAUCCGAGCCUACGUCUCGGGGCCGUUGAAGCAGAACUUUUCUCAGCCCUCAGAAGCGCCGGGCAGUGCUUUGCCAGGAUCCACACGCCAUUCUAGCUUGUCUAAGGCACCAGACUCUUCAGGUUCCAGCUGUUCCACUCAAGAGCCAGAACUUGGCAAGUGCAGCCACUGUGGACGCAAGUUUCUCUUGCUCAGGCUGGAGAGACACUCCAACGUCUGCAGCAGGAUACAUGGUUCCAAGAGGAAAGUGUUUGACUCCUCUAGGGCCCGGGCCAAGGGCACAGAACUAGAGCAGUACUUGAACUGGAAGGGACCAGCCUCAGUCAAGGCUGAACCUCCUCGGAAGAGCAACUGGAGACAGAAGCAUGAAUCUUUCAUACGUACCCUCCGUCAGGCUCGAGAGGUCCAGCAGGUAAUUGCCAAAGGUGGCAACCACUCAGACUUGCCUCCCAUCCUGCCUGCAGAAAAUCCAGACUAUAUUCAGUGUCCUCACUGUAGCCGCCACUUUGCUCCUAAGGUGGCUGAGAGGCACAUUCCCAAGUGUAAGACCAUCAAGAACCGCCCUCCACCCCCAAGGAAGCAUUGCCGUUGAGCAAACAGCGGAAACCUCAGUAGUUCAGAAAGCUCUGCUUCUCUUCAGCAGGAAAUGGGAGAAUUUGAUGUUAACGCAGAAACAACGAAAACUUGCCACAUCACCCAGAUCUGUCUGCAGAGCUGAAAUCAGUGAGGAGAGACCCACUGCUAAGCAGCAGGGGGCAAAAAGGAAGCCUGGGCUUCCCACCAAAUGACCACCUCGGGCUGGUGUGCCGUAUGUUAUUGCCUAAGUGAUGGGUGAAGACUGAGGAGUAGCAAGCAGGCCACAUUAAAACUCUCUUCUCACAAGCUCACUUGUGGUUAGUGCUAGUUAAGUACCUGUCUUUGCUCUGCCCUCUUGCCACUGGCUCUGCAUGUUUGUCUGAUUCCUCUUAACUCUUCUUGCUCCUGCAAGAAGUUGACUCAUUAGGAUGUUUGUGUCAGGAUCACCGUCCCUCAGAUGGGUAUCCUUUAUAAAAGAUAAUACGAUUUUGUUGUAAGGCAAAUGGAAGCCUAUCCUUGACCUCCCUGGUGCAUGGUCCUGGCCAAAAGCCAACACAAGUCCGUAAGGUUAGGGUGCCAAUAUAUCCUAGACCCUCCCUGUGGUGUACUGUGUAACAAAGGGAACCCUCAUCUUACCUACUUCACAGGGUAGGGAUGGGAGAAAUGACACUAUGUAUCUCUCUGUAGUUUCUUUUCUACUGUCAAAGAAAGGGAAGAAACUUCAGUUUCACCUAUUGCUAGCAAUCUGCUUUCAAAUUAGGUCGGUAGGUUGGUUGGAUGGCUUUUUAAAUGAGGCAGCAAAAUGUACCAUCAAAGCAAGCUGGGACAUUGCUGUGUCACAUGUCCCUGGCUGAUUAUACCACAGUAAACUUCUAUUUUAGAAAGUAAACUUUGAAGGAAAAGAUACCAGAUCUUUUGAAUCUUCUCUAUGCAGAAUCAUGCCUAGUGCAAGUAACCUUUAUAUUUAGGCCCUCAAUUAGGUGGGUUUUGGAGAUUUAAAAUUAAAUAAUAAAAUGAGUGAGUCCUAGAUUUGUCAAAUGGAAUCAGUGUUAAGGCAGCAUCUGAAGGGGAUAACAUCAGUUCUCAUAGGAUGAAGCCAGCAUAACAGAUCUGAAAUACUAGUAGGGUUAUUGUCCUCAGAGCAUUACUCAAAUUGUUAGUUUAAAAUACUGGAAAAAAUCACCCAACCUGGUCUGGGCAAAGGGGACUGGGCAGAAACAAAACCAUGUUUUACUAAACAAAAGAUGGCCACUCUUCUUCCAUUUCUUCUGUAGCUUCUGCUAAGUGGCUCAGCUAACAGACCAGACCAAUUUGAAAUGUGAAUUUAAGGCUUUAGCUGUGAAGCUGCAGGACACUAGGCUGAAAAAAACACGUUUUUAAAAAAAACAGCACAUAUUGAAUUGCUUUAUGGUCUUCUUAAUUAUUGCAAAGAAAAAAAGAGUUCUCACAUAACAGGGAUUUUGCUUGGCCAAUCAAAGAAAGCUCACACAGACACAGUGGAUAUUUAACCCAAUAUAUACACUCCCCAGGCGAGUUUAAUGAGGUAUACACUUUGUUUCACACUCGAUGGUAAAAACAAUAGAUGGCAAGAAUGACCUGUGGCCAAGAUCACAAAGUGGUAGCGUGGACUGCUUUGCCCCACAGGUGUUUUAUUUGGCUGGCACAGCACCCAAAAUACAGUCUGGCAUUUUAAAAUUGGGAUAUGGAGCAUCUCUUAAAAACCUGGAAGUUCUGGAAACACCAAGCCAGCAACCCUGCGUAGCACUGAGUGGGGUUCAGAAGCAGUUGCUCUUGCUCCGUCAGACUGGGGGAGCAUUCAGAGCACUGCAGCCCCACCUGGCCGGCUUCACUUAUGUGCCUCAUCUGCCUGGUCCCCAUGGGCACUUGGGUUUGGGAUCCCCGGAUGAUGUUAUUAAGGUCACAGAUCAGGGCCCCCCAGGGAAAACAAAUGUGUGUGGGGGGGUGCGAGGCAGGGGGGAGUGCUUUCUACAGACACAGGAAGCAGUCAUUCAUUCUUAUGCUGCUAGAGAAAUAAAAUAGUGUCUUAGCGUUCCCUUUGAUCUCAACAUGCUUAGGUCUUGAUUGUAUCAGGAAUAUCUGUUAGUCUUCUAAAUUUAGCUUGAUCUUAUCUUUGGAAAGAGGUUGGAAACCUUUUUCUAAGUUUCUUCCUGGAUAGCAGAGGGUGAUGGUGGAUAAAUAAAUGCUGCUUGUUAGUGUCCAUGAAUUAUAUACUACUUUAUCCAAGAACCUUUGGUGCAAGUAAAUGUUAUAAAUUUUAAAGUCCAGAAGGUUAAGCAGUGGGGAAAAUCUCAUGGUGAAACUCACUUAAUUUAGAAGUGUAGCUGACACAGUGCUCCUUAACAGCGGGUGUAUUUCACGCAGCACAGUACGUUUUGGCCAACAUUUUUUUUGUCAUCGAUUUAUCACUCUUCACAACUACACAGGAGGUAGCAGAGAGUGAUAUUGUUUUUCUCCCUAAAGUUACGAUUCUGUGAAGUUUAGUGAUCAGUAUGUUUAUUUCCAUAGUUAAUCACUGAAGCAAUAAAUGAUUUUUGGCUUUGUAGCAGGAAGGAACAUGUUUUGUAGUCCUGAUUACAACCCACUCUGCUCGGACACUAUCAUGAAUAAUACUUCUUUGGAGGCUCAGGAAUACUCAAUUGGAAGAAUUUAUUUACAAUACAUCUUUGCUCCAGAUUUGUUCUCUUGAUCAUGAAUGUUUCCAAAUAUCUGGCAAACCAAAUGAAAUGUGAGUUUAAGGCUGCCUUUGCUUUAAACUUGAGUGAAAUGCUCAGCCAGGAGAAACUGUGACUUGGCUGUGCUAUGUACGCCAGGGGGACUAAAUACAGUUCAACCUCUUUGAGGGAAAAGUUUUAUAAACAUAAACUGGUAUUAUCACUUGAAAAAGACCACUGUGACUGGGGAGCUAAGUACAAGAAGUGAUUCUUCCUCUCCUAAUUUUAAUUUUUUUCCCCCUCUCAUUUUAAGCACUAUAUUUUAGAAGUUUUGAGGGAAAAAAGCUGCAGCAGCAGCAAUGAUCCUGUUAGCAAGAAAAAGAAAUUGGAAAGACGCAAAGAUUAUUUCUGUGCAAAUGUCCCUUGCAUUCUGUUACAGACCACUUAUUUGUUUAUAUAAAGGCUCACUGAAUCAAAGAUUCAUGAAGGCCUAGAAUCUGAGUGUUUUAUCCCCAGUGACUAAGGUCCAUGUGCAGACUUACUGAGGCAUAGCACUGAUUGAGAAUUUAAAUGUUUAUUUAAAACAGAAAUGCCAAACCACUCCACCCUCAACCUUUCAAACAUCUGACUAACAAUAAGCUAGUUCUUCAGCAACAAUGUCAGAGCAGAGGAGUAACUCAGGUUAUACUAUAACUCAAAAGCAAUAUUACUGGAAAUAUACCUAGCACUACAUAGAAGG